This is a messenger RNA of Colius striatus (speckled mousebird), 9873 nucleotides long. It is a transcript of the gene CYYR1, whose product is annotated as cysteine and tyrosine rich 1. Bases 28 to 528 code for a protein of 166 amino acids. The transcript is spliced from 4 exons. Lineage: Eukaryota; Metazoa; Chordata; Aves; Coliiformes; Coliidae. The record is from RefSeq and is a predicted model, not a curated record.
GUCGGCGGCUCCGCGCCCGCCGCCGGCAUGGAGGCAGCGGGGUGGCGCGGCCGGGCCCAGGGGCGCCCCGCCUGGGGGGUGCUGCGUGCCCCUCUCCUCCUCCUCUUCCUCCUCCUCCUCCUCCUGGCAGCAGAAGAUUGUCUGGCUCAGUGUGAUAAUGACUGCAAAGCUUACUGCUGUGAUGGGACUACUCCCUACUGCUGUUCAUAUUAUGCCUACAUUGGGAAUGUUCUUUCAGGCACGGCAAUAGCCGGGAUUGUUUUCGGCAUAGUGUUUAUAAUGGGAGUGAUCGCUGGGAUUGCCAUCUGCAUCUGCAUGUGCAUGAAGAACAACCGCGGGACGCGAGUAGGGGUCAUCCGGGCAACACACAUCAACACUAUCAGCACGUACCCAGUGGCUCCACCACCCUACAGUUAUGAAUACGAAAUGGAGUACCCAGCUGACCUACCUCCGCCAUAUACUCCAACCCCACAGACUUCAAUACAUUAUCCCCCACCACCUCCCUACCCUGGAUAUUCAGGGAAAUAAUGACACGGCUUCACACAGAUAUUCACCGCCCCUUGAAACAGCCAGCGCCGUUGGGACAAAUAUUAUCUGCUCAGGGACAAAUAGGACGGAUGAGAUCUGCAUCAGCACAAAUGGCCAGGUGUUGAAAUAAGCUGGGAGGGUUCCUGUGGCUCAGGAUGAAGAAGAAAAUCUGUCCGCUCCGGACCACCACGUUUUGUGAUUAAGCAAGUGCACAUGACCAGAGAAACAGUUGCUGUAAGUUAGUGCCUGAUGAGUAGUGCUUAGCAUCAGUGCUGAGCUUCAGCUGCAGCACGUUACAGCACAUGGGAGAGGAGGAUCUUCCCACAUGAGAACAUGGAAGCGGUGCAAAUGGUUCAACAAGAUGUUUCGGAAGCAGGAGAGGAAGCUGCUGGGCUUUAUUCUGGGGGAGCUUCCAAACUUGUUGUCUUCAAGUAUGUGUUACGCCUUUCCUUGAAAUUAGAGAGAAUCAGGGAGAAGGAAGAAGACUGAAACUAUAUUCAAUUUCUGCUUCAGGCUGGUAAUACCCAAUGAUCAGCUGUGCAUGUUGGUCUGAUGAGCAUAUUACUAAAAGAAGUGCUGUUGGAGUUACUCAGUAACCAAAAAAAUGAUGGAUAUUAUUUUUGGCCAAGUGCAGGUUGUUUUAAGUGCCUACUUUUAAACAGUUUGAGACUAAUUUGUGUCUUAAAAUGUAAACAUAAAGAACAUUUUUGUAUGUGAAAUACACUAAUUUAUAGCUGAUUUACUUUUACAUGGACUUAAAUACUGUAUCCAUUCAAAAUAUGCUACAAUGUCUUUUUUAUCAGAAAAUAAUGCUUAGAUUUUUGUUAAAAAAUGCUGAAUUGGGAAAAUUCACAAGUGAGACAAGAAACACAAACUAAAUAUUAAAAUAUAGAUUUAUCUUCAAUUAGAUUGUGUAAGGACUAUUGAAAAAAAAUUAUCACAUUGUUUACCAGUAAUGAUGAUGUUCAACCUAAACAAACAGAUGAGCACAGAGACUGAGCGUCAGGUUACUUUUAAAAUGCCCAAGAUAACAUUCAAGACUGUAAGUCACCAUGUAAUACUUUUUGCAUUUGACACACAUAUUGUUCAGAAUUAAUCUCUACUGCAUAAAGUACAGACUUGUGGUGGUUUAGCCCUGGGUGGGUGCCAGGUGCCCACCAAGUUGUUCUAUUACUCCUCCUAAACUGGAGAGGGGAGAGAGAAAUACAGCGAGGUUUGUGAGUCUAGAUAAGGACAGGGAGAUCACUCAGCAAUUAGCUGAGACUCAACGGGGGGGAAAAGGUUUGCUUUAUUAAUGAACAAUCACAACAGAGCAGGGAAAUGAGAAAUACAACCGAAUCUUAAAACACCUCCCCCCACCCCUCCCUCUUUCCAGGACUCUCCUUCCUUCCCCCCACAGCGAUGCAGGGGGUGGGGGACAGGAGUUGCAGUCGGUUCGUUACAGAUGGACUUUGUUGCUGCUGCUUCUCACAGUGGAGUCUUUCUUCCAGGGCUUAAGAAUCCUCCUCCCCCUCCUUCUCCACUGACCUUGGUGUCUGCAGAGAUGUUUUCACAUUCUCACUCCCUGUUGCUGCUGCAGUUUAGCAACUGUGCAACAACUUCUUCUCCUUCUCAGAUAUGUUAAUCACAGAGACAUUACCUCUGUCACUAAUUGGCCAGGCCUUGGUCAGUUGCAGGUCCAUCUUAGAAUUGACUGGCAUUAGCCCUAUCAGCUACAGGGGAAGCUUCUGGCAGCUCUUUGUUUAAGAAGCCACCCUGUAGCUCCCCCUGCUACCAAAAAACCUGGCCCAGGCAAAACGACUACAGUGAUAUAAAAUGUUCCAAUAUACUUAUGGGCCAAACUAUAAUUCAGCAGCAGCUAUUUGACUUCAGAAUAGAGUAUCCCACUGCCUAAACCAUUAUCCUUCAAUGGUAAGCCUAGUAUUUUUUCUCAGUUUCAUUUUAGAACCACAAAGGCAGUGGUUCUCUUGGGUCAUUUAAAAGUGCUGAAUGUUCUUAGUUUGAGGCGAGUGGCUGAGCAGUUUGAGAAAGCUAUCGCCAAAAUAGUGGCAAGUGACAAAAAUACAGCACCUGGAUUUCAGGACAGCUGUUGCAUCAGGUCCAUUUCAGAGAGCAAGACUGCAGAUUACUGCUGAUUCCAGAUCAGAAUGCAUUUAAAGGUUUUCCAGAGUAGCCCUUUCCAGAGUCUUCUUUUCAGAUGGGUCAAUGUAUUAAUGAAUAGCAAAGCACCUUGCAAGAAGCCGUACCAUAUCCCAGUGAAGUCAACUGGCAACCUCUCAUCACCUUGUAAGGCUCACAUUUUUGGCAUUCAAUCCUAAGUGGGGGAAGAUCUCAAGCAACUUGUUAACUUUGAGCACAAAACUUUUUCAGAGGCUUUCUUGUAAACAAGACUUUACUGACUGCUCUUGCUCAGAUUUUCUAGUUGUAUUUUUCCUUUCCAGGCUGACUAAGCUUAUCCUCUUGAAACUCCACUUGAAGGCACAAAUGGCCCCAGUCCCUGACAAUGUACAUUCAGAAGAUCUGUGUUGUGGCCCUUGGCCAAGCUGAGCCUUGAGUGACAGGCUCAUUAGCCAUCUAGGCAUUUGUGACCCAGCCAAGAGGAAAACAGAGCUGCAUCACAGGUUUUAGUUGCUGCACGUUCCUUGGAGUCUUCUCCAAUGAAAGAGAGUUAUAUUCUCAUUUCUGUUUUACUGUUCAGAGAUGGCACGUCCUCACCUUACUUCUCCUCUGGGCUAUGUCCUGCUUGUACUCUGAUGGAUGAGAGAUGUUCCUGAGUUGAAUUCCUCCCAUGAAGGGCAACUUUCUGCAUGCAGUGUUUUGGCCAUCCCUACUCAAAACCAUCUGCCAAGGUGUUGAUGUGGCUGCCAAAAUGGCGGUGAGCAUGAAGAACAAAAUCAGCAUAGUUUUCUCUGUGGGAAAUCCUGUUCCUGCCACAUCAUGCUAUGCUAGUACCUCAGCACUUUUCAGUUUAUCACACUGGAUGAUAUUUCUGCGCCAAAAAAGUUACCUGUAGAUAAAGAGUAUUGUCAUUUUUCCCAUUCUAGUAUUUUAUUUCUUUGUACUGAACAUGCAGACACACAAAUCAAAGAGCAGAUUGUGUUUGAUGAAUCCAGUCUACUGAAAAAUACAGAGAAAGAAAACUGUCUUAUAGAUCAUAAAUCUUACCUUAGAGGUAGAAUUUCUCCAGCCGUGACAUUUGUCAGAACAAGUUAUAAAGCAGAUUUCCUAAGUAAAAAGGCAUUUCUGGAAAAUACCUAAAAACCUUUGAUCAGAGAGUCUUCUGUUUUUCAACUUUGUGAUUGCACGUUGCCUCUGAUGAUAUUGCAUAAAGGUCAUGGUAACCAAAGCGCCUACAAUGCAUACGUGACUUAUUCCAGGAGAAAAUUAUGGAAAUAGGAAACCGAGAGUCUCAUAGUGAUAGUUAUUUGUUUGAGAUGAAAACAGUAGUGAGGGUGUUGAUUUUAGUAUGUUAAUUAGUGUUCUGCAGAUCCACCAUGAUCGUAAUCUCAAAGGACACCACAUCUCUGGUCCUUACUCAAGGCAUAAAAUAUAAAGGUGUUGCCCUUUCAGCAAACCAGGCAAAACUAGUACCCAGGAGAAUAGCCUGCUUACAGAAAAAGGUGCUUUGAAGAUAAGUAAAAUGGAGAGCCAGAGAGAAGGAGGGAGUCUGAAAGUUUUGGAAAAGUAAAGGAACAGAACAAAGAAGUUGCCAUGUAAAUGAAUGGAAGCAUUUGCUGAUACUAAAGUUGUGUUAGUUGAGUUUAGUUGAAAAAGCUGAAGUGUUGUUAUACCUAAAGUGUUAUUUUCUUUAUGUGGAAACAUGUAAUUUGUUCAACGCCUCCAUAUUCAAAGUUCCUGCAGUGCAGGUAUUGCAGUCCAGUAGUCACUUAUUGUUUCACAUGAAUAGCUUGCAGAUGAGUGGGUUAGUACAAAGAGUUUUUACUUAGUCACAGUGACUUAUUUCAGUCUUGUGGCCUACAUCGUACUGUAAAGCAAGAAAAAAAAAAACAGGAAAAUAUGAUCUGUGUCUGAGAAAGGCCAAACGAUUGUUUGCUUUUCUCACUUGGCAACGGACAUUAUCACUAAUUUGGUUGGUGCAUGUAGCGUUGCUCAGGGCAGUUCAUAUACUUGGACCAAAUGCCUCUGAUUUUCUUGUGGCCUCAGGUUGCUCUGCCUUUUAUUUACCAUUUUUAGGCAGAGCUGAGGAGGCAGAGCAGGAAGGUCACUGCAUCAGGAGCACAGGGCCUAGUCCCAGGAGCCUUUCCCCUUGGUUUCCUAGUUUAUCACAUUAGAUGGCUGCCUGUUUGCACAGUGGCUGUCACGGAUCGGAAGCAGCAGGAGUUGCAGGUGCUUACGAGGGCCCAUAUGGUUGCACACACUCUGAUGCCAGCCCUCUUGUGGGAAGAAAAUAAUUCUGUAUCGUGUCUUAGUUAAUCAUGUAUCGGGGAUAUUUCAAGCCGUGAUUCAUUUCACAAACUUAAUUUAAUCUGGCAUUUCUUGAACUUUUUUUUCCCCAGAAAGAGCUACUUCAAAACCAGUUACCACUCUGACAGCCUACUGUUUCUAGAGUAUGUACCAAACAGCAGGAGAAAUCUAUUUAGGAGCUAAUGACCCAUUUGGGAGACUUUACAAAUUAGGUAAUAAUCAGUUGGAGGAGUUAAAAGGCCAAGGCAAAGCCAAGAGAAGUUAAUGUGCUAGGCUGCCAUUACCUAAAUGACACACUCAGAUGAAAGGAUUGUUAAUGCUAUUAUAAGCAUUUUUUAAUUAAUGAACAUAUAACGACUUUCUUUUUUCAUGUUGGUGACUUUGAAAGAUGCAGUUUUACUAGUGUAGUAGACCAGAUAUUCAAUAGUGCCACAAUGAAAAGAUUAGAUUGCUCCAUAGAGCACCUGGAUCGAUAUUAACAGUGUUCUUGGUAUAGUAGAAAUUGAGUCUUUCAAUUUAAAGCAAAUGUUCUCUAGACUCUUUGUGAAAUCACAAUGGUAUUUUUGAAUGUAAUGGGAUAGUUCAUAAAGCACUGGUGUCUGUCUAUUAGAAUAGUAAAUAUUUGUUAUUUCUGUAUUCAGUUUCAUCCUGGAAGCUCUCCAAAUGCUUUAGUAACUAGAAAAAAUGUUGUUUUACUCACCUUGGAAUAAAACACAACGGGUAUUUAACAGCACACCCUAAUAGUGUGUAACAUCCUGAGACAGAAGUUGCACGAAAGAACUAAGACAAAUUGAAAGUAUUUCUUCAGUUUCACUAGCAUAUCAGUGAGAAAAAUAAUGACCAGGACCUUUUGUCAAGUGAUCUCUAUUACUACUUUCCAAUGGGUACACCCCAGUCUGAUGGUCAUUUCUAUAUUGCAGCAGUGUCAGAGGUCCAGACAAGGGUUAAUGGAAAAAAGUUGGAACACAAAAAGUUAUUUUUAAACAUAAACUAUUUUACAGUGAGGGUGAGGGAGAGGGAGCCCUGGCACGGGCUGCCCAGGGAGAUUGUGGAGUCUCCUUCUCUAGAGGUUUUCAAAAUGCUCCUGGACGUGUUCCUGUGUGACCAGAUCUAGAUGGACGUGCUUUAACAGGGGAGUUGGACUGGAUGAUCUCUAGAGGUCCCUUCCAAUCCCUACCAUUCUAUAAUUCUGUGUGAUUCUGUGAAAAGCAGAGCCCCAGUCCAAGCCUGAAUUGCAAAGACACUCUUCCUACUCCAUCAUGAUUUUGGUGUGCAGCCAAAGAGAUGAAUAAAGGACUAAAGAAAGGAGAGGGUAUGGUCCCUCACUUUACAAGAGAGACAGAGAGAUUGGGAAAACCAAAACAGCCAAGACUUUAACCUACAGCAGAUGGAUGGCUGGUGCUGUUGCCAGUUACUGUGACUGUAGGAUAGCAAAAGCAGUGAGCAUGGAGUAUGCUGAAGAGCUGUCGUGCAAUGAGAGCAGCCCAGAGAAGGAUCCAGGCAGCUCCAGCUCAGGGAUCGUGUAACUCAAGGUAUCUCCAGACAAUAACUAGAGCAGAAAUGUUUGUCUGUCCCUUUUGCUGUGAAAAUUAGAAGGUCAAUGUUUUCACAGCACUGGAAAUGGAAAAUGUUUAUUAUUUUUGUUGUGCUAGGCACCAUUAGUGUUUUGUAUCCUUAGUGAAGAGUAGGGAAGCGCAGGCUUUGGAGGCCAUUGAUAUUGCAGUGAUGACUAAGAAUGGACUACAGCCAACAGAAACAGAAAGAAAGCAAAAAACUUAGGUGUUUUUGAAGAAAGUGCGGGGAUUUUUUUUGCCAACCUAGCAUACGGAGCCCAUUGCUUCAUGGAGGCGAGCUGGCCUGUUGCCAAUGAAGGCAGCUGAUUUUACAGCAGCUGAAGCCUGCAGGAGAGGGGAUAAAGUGGGAACUGUGUAAUGCCGGUUUUCCCCAGGGAUGAGAUUCACCUGACUCCUCUGCGCACUCACAGGAAGCCUGCUGGGGGUGCAGGGGGAGCAACUUCAAGGCAAUUCUCCUUUCUUGCAUGAAAGCUGGCUAUCUUUGCCCUUAACCUUUGCAACACACCUACGAUAUGUUCGUUUUCAGAAACAAGGGCAAAACCAUUUUUUUCAUGGCCCCUAAGCAGUCCCCAAACUUCUCUAAAUAGGUCCCAUGUUGUAUUGACAGGAAGCCCUCCAUUAAAGGAGCUUUUCUGGAGACUUCUAACCACCUUUCACCAGUUUAUACAAAUUGCCCCAUCUUUUUUUAUAUCACAGCAUAUUUACCAGUGACUCAUCUCAUUGCCCUUAUUUUACAUGUUCCCUCGAGAUCCCUCAGGGCUGCAUCCUUAUUUUACUGCUGCUUGCAAAGUGCUUUUCUGAAGAUCACUGAUCACAGGAAAACAUCUUCCAAGCAGCCCCCUGCCCCACUGCAUCACCCCCAUGAGGAGCUGCCUGGGGAGGCUGGGCUCUGCAGGAGUCACUCAUACCCUGGCUUUAAACAUUGCCUUCUCUCCAGGGGAAGAAGGACAGCUGUUGGGCAGCUAUCCUGAGAUCACCUUCAGCCCGAGUUUUGACUUGGGCUAAAACUUCACUCUCUUCUCGUUUUCAAACAUCCAAAUGUGGUCAGGCAGUUUAGACAGAGGGAAGGGAAAUGGAAAAAGAAGUCAUGCCUACAUCUGCUUUCUGGUUUAGCUCUGCUCUGAGGGAUGUCUUUUUCCCUGUGUGUUGCCAGCUAACAAGUUGAUAGCAUGCCUCCUCUUUUUCUGAAUGUUUCUGUUUUCCUUCAUUGUAGAGCAUCUUUAACAGGAAAGGAGGGUGUGUUAUGGACACGUGUGCAACUGCAAAGCCCAAAUGUUCCCUGCAAAGCGCAAACAUUCCCUGGGGCUGCAUUGUGAUUUCAGUACCUAUAGCUCCCUGAUUUGCAUCUGGACCUUUAUGAACAAUCACUCAACUGGAAAAUUGGUUUUACCUUUUUAUUAAAGUAUAAUAUACUUCCUGGCUUAGAUUUUCAAUAUCUAAUGUCCCUUGGUCACUUGUCAGUGACCAGGCUUUACUUGUUAAACAGAAUGUUGAUCUAUGGCUGGGAAUCCAGUGAACCAUGUAGAGGGACUCAGACUCUUUUGUUAUACACUGAAACUUGAACGUAACAACUUCACACUGUACAGUACAGUAGGAUAUGCAGAACAUACACAUGGCACAAAUUUGUAUGCUCCCAACUGGCCCUUGUUCGAGGCUGAGUAUCAUGGUGGUGAGCUGCUCUGUUAUGGUAAUGGACUAGGGGGUGGUCAGUUACUUGCCAAGGCAUAAAGGACUACCAAGGUACCUCCCGUUUAUUGACAGCUGAGACAAGGUUGCUUCUGUAUCUGCUGCCUCAUGUAACAAGCAUUUAUGAAAUCAUCUGAGGCUGCCCUUGUCAAUUAUGAUCAUCAUUAUUUAUGUGUUUAAAAAACAAGGCAGAGUUUUUGAGGGCGUUCAUCUAAGAAGUGCUAUGGUAGUGCAGUCUCCAGUACUGUGCCUCAGCUGAGGCCUCAUGAAGUAAAUUCUUGAGAUUUAAGAGUGAAACUAAACUUCCCCAGAAGGCUGUGCUGCCAUUCAGCGAGAUCUCGACCGGCUCGAGAGUUGGGCAGAGAGGAACCUCAUGAGGUUCAACAAGGACAAGUGCAGAGCCCUGCAUCUGGGAAGGAACAACCCCAUGCACCAGUACAGGCUGGGGGUCGAACUGUUGAAGAGCAGCUCUGCAAAGAGAGACCUGGGAGUCCUGGCUGAUAAUAAACUAAAUAUGAGCCAGCAAUGUGCCCUCGUGGCCAAGAAGGCCAAUGGCAUCCUGGGGUGCAUCAAGAAGAGUGUGGCCAGCAGGUCAAGGGAGGUUCUGCUCCCUCUCUACUCUGCCUUGGUGAGGCCUCAUCUGGAGUCCUGUGUCCAGUUCUGGGCUCCUCAGCUCAAGAGGGACAGAGAACUUCUGGAGAGAGUCCAGCGCAGGGCCACCAAGAUGAUCAGAGGACUGGAGCAUCUUCCUUAUAAAGAAAGGCUGUGGGAAUGGGGGCUGUUUAGUCUAGAGAAGAGGAGACUGAGGGGAGAUCUUAUUAACAUUUAUAAAUAUCUAAAGGGUGGGUGUCAGGAGGUUGGGGCAUCCCUUUUUUCUAUAGUAUCUAGCUAGCAUCAGGACAAGGGGUAAUGGGAUGAAGCUGGAACACAAAAAAUUCCAUUUAAACAUAAGGAAACCUAUUUCACUGUGCAGGUGAGGGAGCCCUGGCACAGGCUGCCCGGAGGGGUUGUGGAGUCUCCUUCCUUGGAGGUCUUCAAGACCCGCCUGGACAUGUUCCUAUGCGACCUGAUCUAGGUGGCCCUGCUUCUGCAGGGAGGUUGGACUAGAUGAUCUCUAAAGGUCCCUUCCAACCCCUACCAUUCUAUGAUUCUAUGAGUCUACUUAUGUGAUGCAUUGCUAUUCCUCUGAGUUGGAUAGUAGAGAAUCAGUCAUCUGAUUCAGGAUUGGGAGAUCAGCUGUUACAUCUGUGCACACAUAGUCAUGGGCCUGGAGAUAAACCAUCCCAGCUGGCUGAUGGAUUUGGGCUCCAACAGUGAACAUAGUCUACCACAGCUACCCUAUCAUUGUAUGUCCAUCUUCCUGAUCUAGGAGAGUCUAUAAUGAGGUGUAAUUAGUCCCUGAUACAUCUGAAAGAGAGAGUAAAACAAAGUUUUCACCAGCUCUUGCUACAAUCAAACUUGGCCAGUUUAGUGAGCCUUCCCUACUGGGGAGGGUUCCCUGUGCUCACUCUCCUCUGUACAUGCAGCACUUCCUGCUUCGGCAAGGGUUGAUAUGUGGCAAAACCAAUGUGGGACACAGCAGUAAGUCAGCUUGGCAGGAGGCAAUACUUAACUGUCAUUGAAAAAAUCUGUCAUUAAAAUUCACAGUUGAUUUUGGUUA